UAUUAAGUUUGCUUGUGAGAAUGUAAAUAUGCCUAGAAAUUUGUACAAAUCAAAAAAUGUCUUUUGCGCAAUGUGUAACCCGGAACAAAGUCAUAAAGUAGAAUAUUCUGAAUGUAACACGACAGGCCUUUGGGAAAAGUAUGACAAAGAUACAGAGGAGAAUUGUUUGAGUAUGCCAAGCAUUGAAUACCUUGCACCAUACAAAAACAAGUUUUGCGAAAUAUGUAAUAAAGAACGAAUAUAUAUAUAUGAAACUCAAUCAUCCAAGAGCCAAGUCUUUGAAAGCAUUAAAGAUUUUAAGCCGCCACCGACAUUUAGAGUUAUAUUUGAAUUUUCGAACUUCAAGCAAUCAUCAGAACAUAAAAGACAGACACCUAGCUGUAAUGCUAGUCAGGUUUUAUUUCUUAAUGAGUGUCAUGAUAUACUAUGUUAUCCUGGUAGAAUGCAUGUGGGCACAAGAUGUACCCCUCUAUUCCAAACAACAGCAGACCUUGGAUACAUUUUAUAUGCAGGAUUAAAAACUAGUUUAGUUUCGGAUGUGAAUGAUACGAAACCCUUCUUAGAGACAGUCGGUCAAUCGUUCAAGGAUUUUCUAACGACUCGCUUGCGGUUAUGGUAUAUUGACUUUGAAACGUCUAUCAUAUAUUCCAACCUAUACUGUCCGGAUAGUAAACCUAACAAAUUAAACAAAGGGAUUGAGGUUUUGAUUUCAACCUAUCACAGGUUUUUUAUUCGUGAUUCUGUCAACCGUUCAAGGACAGAGGAAUCACUUCUUUCAUUGCUAGGAACAACCUUUAAUAUUACAUACGAUGAAUUUCAGCAGACAUUUUUAAUUCAUCGCAAUGAAAACGCCUUUAAUUUACCAACUCUUGUUUCAAGAUUUCAAUUUACUGAUAAAUGCUAUACUAAAGAAAUAUCCGAGUCAUUACGAGGAAGUCUAUACGUUCAUUCACACGUGACUCGACUUUUGAUUUGUGAACAAAUCGAGUUAAACUUUACAGAAUUUAAAAUCAACUUGAAGAACUUACAAUUAACUGUACUUUCGAGUACAGCUGUACUUGAACCAGACGAGUACAUUCUGGUAUCACCUAGACAAGCUAGAAUAUGCAUAGAUCGUCUGCAGACUUUGAAUACAAUUAGGAAUACAUCAAAUUUUGGUGAUGUAUGGAGUAUAGUAGCAAUGGUUUUCACCUGUAUAUCGCUUCUAUGUUUACUUUUAACAUUUUUAACUUAUUGCAUUUUUCCAAGUUUGAGAACACUUCCAGGUAAAAACAAUAUGUGUUUAGUGUUUUCAAUAUUUUGUGCGCAAUUAUUAUUUCAGUUUGUAGAAUUUGGUACAAAAUCCUCCAUUGGAUGUAAAGUGAUCGGUGUUUUGAUACAUUACUUUUGGUUGGUAACCUUCGGUUGUCUCAGUGUGUGUUCUUUCCAUAUGUAUCGUGUUUUUACAAGCAAAACUGGUAUCCGUAUAUCCGAAACAUCUAGACUAGUUAUUUACAUUAUAUAUGCGUAUGGUACCCCGGCUAUAAUUGUAUCAUUGAAUAUGAUUAUAACAAGAAGUUUAUCAAGCGCUAUGUCAAUUGGAUACGGAGGUCGAAUAUGUUUUCUGAACCAACCAAUCGCAUACGUUGUUACAUUUGCAGUUCCCAUAAGUCUCGUUUGCUGUACAAAUAUUUUCUUCUUCAUUGCGACAACUUACAAGAUAGCAAAAAGACCAAAAUUGAAAAACGAUUCUCAGAUGAAUCUAAAUCAAAUUCAAUUUACUGUGUAUGUCAAAUUAUUUUCUAUAACUGGAAUUACUUGGAUUUUUCAAGUUAUUGAUUCCUUCAUACCAGUUUCAGCCUUUUCGACGAUUGUUUCCCUUUUGAACGCUUUACAGGGUGUGUUCAUAUUUAUCUCGUAUGUGUGUAACAAACGUGUGUUAAGUCUGUAUAAUAAAACUAGGAUGUCGUUUAGUGGAUACAGUAGUACAAGAACGAAUAAACAUACAGCGUCAACCGGACUAAGCGGCAGUGCACUAUAACAACAAACUUCAUGGCAGUUCCAGCUCCAAAUCCAUAGACUACUCUUCACUAAUUGGUGGAGAAAAGGAAAAUAUUUCCCGAACGGAAACGAUUUUUGAACGGCGUUUGCUAUUAACAUAAGUUCACUGUAGCAGACUGUAGUUAUUUCUUGAAGAGUUACUACAGUGCAAUAUGAUUGCUAACAUCAUCAUUCCUUUGCUCUUCCUGAUCAAUGAUGAAAUAAGUAAUAAAUCAAUCGUUCAUUUGUCUCCGCUGGAUAAUGGUUUUAAUGGCAGUCAUACA
Mytilus trossulus (common blue mussel) is the source of this 2303-nucleotide messenger RNA. RefSeq lists its product as uncharacterized. Gene Ontology annotation, molecular function: G protein-coupled receptor activity. NCBI's taxonomy places the organism in Eukaryota, Metazoa, Mollusca, Bivalvia, Mytilida, Mytilidae. Gene Ontology annotation, biological process: G protein-coupled receptor signaling pathway; cell surface receptor signaling pathway. The transcript has 2 exons. Bases 29 to 2020 code for a protein of 663 amino acids. The record is from RefSeq and is a predicted model, not a curated record. Gene Ontology annotation, cellular component: membrane.